AUGGGAUUAUAGCCUCCGGUGAACUCCAGAGAUUUGGCCAAGUGGGAAAGUCCAGGGUUUUUCCUUCCUGGGGGUCCAGAUCUCAACCCCAUUAGUAGGCACUGAUAAAUGUUGAUAGGUUAAUUGUUCCCUCUCUGAAUUCCAGGCACUUUAUGCUUUCCUUAUGUAGUUAUGUUCUAUCUUGAAAUAUACUUGUGAAUAUGUCUUUAUUUCUUUUCUUGCACAGUAAAUUUCUCCAAGGUAAACUAAACAAGCAUUUAUGAAGUGCCAGGCACUAGACUGGGAUGAAAGCAUUCUUGCCCAUAGGAAGUUUACAUUCUAUAGUAGGAGACAAGACUGGUUUACUUUCCUAGUGUUUUGAGCUAGCUAGGGCUAGAUGAAUGUCUCCUGCAGAACAGAAGUAGGCCGGGGGAAGGGGGAGGUGGGGUUGCCUCCGGACUGCUCCCAGGGCGGGGGAGGCGCAGACAAGGGGAGAGGGGGGGGGGUGGCGCGGGGGUACCUUCCCGCGGUGGAAGUCGGAACCUUGUUUCCGGCUCUGCGUGCCUGGGGGAGCGCGUUGAGCGUAGCACCGGGACGUCGGCUGCAGGCUGAGGCCGGGCGGGCGGAGCUGGAGCGGCGGCCGUGGCUGCAGAGCGGGCGGAGGAGCGAGGCCGGGGCGAGGGCUGGAGCUGGAGCCGGAGCUGCGGCUGCGGGACACUCGGGGCUUCGGGCGGCGGGGGCCGGGCGCCGGGGCCCGGCGACGGCGGCAGCGGCCAUGGCCGAGAGCAUCAUAAUCCGUGUCCAAUCACCAGAGGGGGUGAAGCGGAUCACUGCAACAAAGAGAGAAACAGCUGCAACAUUUUUGAAAAAGGUUGCAAAGGAGUUUGGCUUCCGGAAUAAUGGUUUCUCAGUUUACAUCAAUAGAAACAAGACAGGAGAGAUAACAGCAUCACCAAACAAAUCCCUCAACCUGUUAAAAAUUAAACAUGGCGAUUUGUUGUUCCUGUUUCCCUCGAGCCUUGCUGGACCCUCAUCUGACAUGGAAACUUCCUCCUCCCAAGCAUUACGUGCUUGGGGAGCUCCCAAUGUGGUAGAAGAUGAGAUUGAUCAAUACCUUAGCAAACAGGAUGGAAAGAUUUACAGGAACCGAGACCCACAACUUUGCCGACAUGGUCCUUUGGGAAAGUGUGUGCACUGUGUACCUCUCGAGCCAUUUGAUGAAGAUUACUUGAACCAUCUUGAACCUCCUGUGAAGCAUAUGUCCUUCCAUGCCUACAUUCGAAAACUGACCGGAGGGGCUGAUAAGGGGAAGUUUGUUGCCCUGGAGAAUAUCAGCUGCAAGAUUAAAUCCGGUUGUGAGGGACAUCUUCCGUGGCCUAAUGGCAUUUGUACCAAGUGCCAGCCAAGUGCCAUCACACUGAACAGACAGAAAUAUCGGCAUGUAGACAACAUCAUGUUUGAGAAUCACACGGUUGCUGAUCGUUUCCUUGACUUCUGGAGAAAGACUGGGAACCAGCAUUUUGGGUACUUGUAUGGACGGUAUACAGAGCAUAAAGACAUUCCUCUUGGCAUUAGGGCUGAGGUUGCUGCCAUUUAUGAACCCCCUCAGAUCGGUACACAGAACAGCCUGGAGCUCCUUGAAGAUCCCAAAGCUGAAGUAGUAGAUGAGAUUGCUGCCAAACUUGGCCUGAGAAAGGUUGGCUGGAUAUUUACAGACUUAGUCUCAGAGGAUACCCGAAAGGGUACUGUCCGAUAUAGCCGCAACAAGGACACAUAUUUUCUGAGUUCAGAAGAAUGUAUAACUGCAGGAAAUUUCCAGAACAAGCAUCCCAACAUAUGCCGGCUUUCUCCAGAUGGCCACUUUGGAUCCAAGUUUGUAACUGCAGUAGCUACAGGUGGUCCAGACAACCAAGUUCACUUUGAGGGUUACCAGGUAUCUAAUCAGUGUAUGGCAUUGGUCCGAGAUGAGUGCUUGUUGCCCUGUCGAGAUGCGCCUGAGUUGGGUUAUGCCAAGGAGUCCAGCAGUGAGCAAUAUGUGCCUGAUGUGUUCUAUAAGGACAUAGAUAAGUUUGGUAAUGAGAUCACUCAGCUGGCCCGCCCCCUCCCUGUGGAGUAUCUGAUCAUAGAUAUCACGACGACUUUCCCCAAGGAUCCAGUUUAUACUUUUUCUAUUUCACAAAAUCCAUUCCCUAUUGAGAACCGAGAUGUCCUAGGCGAGACACAGGAUUUUCAUAGUUUGGCUACAUACUUGUCUCAGAACACCUCCUCCAUUUUCCUAGACAUCAUCUCAGAUUUCCAUCUGCUCCUCUUUCUGGUCACCAAUGAAGUCAUGCCUCUUCAGGACAGCAUUAGCUUAUUGCUGGAGGCCGUGAGGACUAGGAAUGAGGAGCUAGCACAGACUUGGAAAAAAUCUGAGCAGUGGGCCACCAUCGAACAGCUCUGCAGUACAGUUGGUGUCCAGCUUCCAGGAAUGCAUGAGUAUGGUGCCAUUGGGGGUUCAACACAUGCCACCUCCUCUGCAAUGUGGGCUUGUCAACACUGCACCUUCAUGAACCAGCCAGGCACGGACCACUGCGAGAUGUGUAGCCUCCCCAGGACCUAACACUCCCCACUAUCCUCCUGGGCAAACCUGGGGACCAGACUCUCAGCCCUCUUAGAAGCCAGGAUCGUUUUUCAUGAUUCUUCCCCUGUAAUGAUGCCCCAGUGGUGGGCAGACCUGAAGGAGGGGAAAAGGCUACCCUUGGGUCUCUGUGACCCACAGAAGCAUCUUGGCACUGUUCUUUUCAGAGGGUACCCACUAGAUAGAGGGAUCCAAGGCUGGGUUUUCUGCCAGGCUGAAUUUAAUCUCAAAACUGGAAAUCCCAAAACUGUAUCCCUAAUGCAAGACAUUUAACCUCAGUUUACAGUUUUGCAAUUUGUAUUUGAUAAGGACUGCGCCCUUCUGUGUCACCUGGAUUUUGCUUUUCCUGCAGCCUUCCCUUUUCCUUUUGCAAUUUCCUCCCUUUUUUAUUCUCUUAACUCUCCACUCCUUUACCCCAUUCCCUUUUUAAAAUUUUGUUGGUCCUCUGCCUUGUCCUCUACUCCAUUACUAGGUAUUGGAUGCCUGCUGAUAGUGGUGGAUGCUUCUACCCCCUCAGCUUGGCUAGUCACCUGGUGAGAAUGAGAACCGGCUUAGUCAGCUGAGCUGUGUCUUGGAGCAGGAGGCUUCUUCCCUUGUUGAUUUGCAUGAUUU
Molecule: messenger RNA, 3211 nt
Organism: Phascolarctos cinereus (koala)
Lineage: Eukaryota; Metazoa; Chordata; Mammalia; Diprotodontia; Phascolarctidae
Gene: NPLOC4
Product: NPL4 homolog, ubiquitin recognition factor
Biological process (GO): ubiquitin-dependent protein catabolic process
Cellular component (GO): nucleus
Molecular function (GO): ubiquitin protein ligase binding; ubiquitin binding
Source: RefSeq, a predicted model, not a curated record